AUGGGCGGAGAGGUGGGACAUAUUCCUAUCGGACGAGGCCGCCAUCUCGGGGCCCCUGGCCAGAAGGUGCUCUCGCGCGAGGAGAAGGUCGAGUACCGGGACCAGAACGGCAACCUCCUCGACGAGGAGCAGGUCAAGGCCUUGGAGGGCAAGGUCGAAUUCAAGACAAAAUACGAGACGCGGACGCGCGUCGUCGACGCAAGUGGGAACGAAGUACAGAUGCCCGAAGGCGGUUGGCCGCAAGAGCUUGGUCAAGAGCAAGGCGGCAACGUCGCCCCACCUCACCCUGAUGUUCAGGGCGUCGACCCCGAGACCAAGGCCAAGGCUGACGACUCCGCCGCCCCAAGCGUUCAGGGCCAGAAGGAGGCCGAGCAGAAGAAGGCCAAGCCGGCGAGCGACGGCGGCAAGGAGGCUACUGCUCAGGAGGAGCUCUGA
Colletotrichum spaethianum is the source of this 435-nucleotide messenger RNA. RefSeq lists its product as uncharacterized. The coding region runs from base 1 to 435 and encodes 144 amino acids. The record is from RefSeq and is a predicted model, not a curated record. The transcript has 3 exons. NCBI's taxonomy places the organism in Eukaryota, Fungi, Ascomycota, Sordariomycetes, Glomerellales, Glomerellaceae.